This is a messenger RNA of Odocoileus virginianus texanus, 952 nucleotides long. Lineage: Eukaryota; Metazoa; Chordata; Mammalia; Artiodactyla; Cervidae. The record is from RefSeq and is a predicted model, not a curated record.
GAGCUGAAGCCGUCUCUGGAGGAGAGUGUGCGUCAUGACGUCAUGGCGCAGAAUACUUAUAUACAGGCGCCUGGGCGCCAUCUCGGUCCUUUGUGGCUGCGAGCCGGCUGUUCCUUUGGUCUCUGGUGCUGAGAACCGCGGCAGGCAUGACUCCAGUGUGGAUUUUGAUGGCUUCUGGUGGGCAGUUGUGUACCAGAAGGAUGACAACUACUGCUGGGGUCUUAAAGCUCAAGCUUGCUGUACCUAUGAGAAGACAGCCAUUGAGCAGACUUGGCUGGAAGUUGAAGAGGUGAACUUGAAUGCUUGACCUCUCAAAAACAGUUGGCCUGACUUUUUGAUGAUGGCUACAUGUUUUUUUCUAUGGAUGACUUCUUUGGGGUAAGACACGAAAACACUGCUGGCAUUUGGGCUUACAUUGUUUCUGAAAUGUGCUGGUCCAAGUAGUUGACCUUUGAUGGUGUUUUCUGAUGUUGGACAGAUCAAUCUUACUUAAUUACUAAGCAAGGUACUGUUAGUGAUGAUUUUUAUAAUAAAACAGAUGGGAAUCUCUCUGAAAAAGAAUGAAGUUUUUAAAAACUGAAACAGUAUCUUGAAUCACUAUCAUUAGUAUUUUGAAAUCUGUUACUACUUAUUAAAAAAAAAUUAUUUUCUGCAGGUGUGAAGAGAGGUAGCGACUACAAGGAAUGAGGAGUUCUAACCAAAGGCAGAUGUUCUGUUGUCCUGAAGAUUCAAGGGCAUUUAUGAUACCAGUCAGACAUAAUAGGCAGCCAGAUGGAUGCAUGUGGGAUAGAAGAGCAAACAACUUAAUUGGCUGCUGCUCUGCACAGCCUGUGGGAUCCUAGCUUCCGGACAAGGGAUCAGACCUGUGGCUGCUGCAGUGGAAGCUCAGCCCUAACCAUUGGACCACCAGGAAAUUCUCCAGCUUUCUAUUGUAAUAAAGAUUUAUAAGUCA